AUGGGGGAAAAUGUUAGGAAGGUAAGUAGUCUGGGCGGCGAACUUUGGAGGAUUCUGCGGGACAAAGUCAACUUUGAGGACAGCACCACGGAACCACAGAUGAAUCCGUAUGGACAGCCGCACUACCCGGUAUACCCCGGAUACCCAGCAUACACCCAAUACCUCCCGUACCCCCAACAACCGCCCCCAUAUGCGGUUUCGGUGGCAUACCACCAGCCACCUCAACCCCAUCCCCAACCCCAACCCCACUUCCCUGCACCCCUUCCACCGCCACCGCCGCAGGGGGGAGGACUUCAGCAAGGGAGUCAAAGCCGGAGGCGCCGCCGCUCACAUGCGGCCAUUCGCAAGGCUAAGGAAGCCAAGUUUAAGACUGCAAUAGUAGACGCAGUAAAAGAAGCGUUGAAGGGCGACAAUCUUAUGAGCGAGCCCAUGGAAAAAUUGGCUAUAUAG
Messenger RNA from Drosophila elegans, 450 nucleotides. RefSeq names its product alpha/beta-gliadin clone PW1215-like. The transcript has 2 exons. The record is from RefSeq and is a predicted model, not a curated record. Bases 1 to 450 code for a protein of 149 amino acids. Lineage: Eukaryota; Metazoa; Arthropoda; Insecta; Diptera; Drosophilidae.